AUGUCGUUUUGGAUAAAGUUUUUUAGGAAAGCUGGUAUACCCGCUGGCGAUGCUGCUAACUAUGCAGUGACAUUCACAGAUAAUAGGAUUACACGAGCUAUGUUGUUAGAUCUCACUAAAGAAUAUCUCAAUGAUAUGGGCAUAUCUAUACUGGGUGAUGUCAUUGCUAUAUUGAAAUAUGCCAAAACUGCUCACAGUCAGGAUGCAAGAGAUAGGGCAUUAAGAGAUACUACUAUAGCUGAGGUUAUUACUCCAAAACGGUCAACUCCUGCCAGUCGUACUAUAGGGCAUUAUUUAGGAAGUGCAGAUAGAAGUGCCUCUCCAUCCCUCACUCCAUCUCCUAAAAUCUCACGAGAACUCUCAGCCAGACUUGGAUCACCUACCUCAGAAUCCCUGCCAGCACCCUCAACAAUAAAAAUUACAACUCGAAAUAUUCCUAAGGAGGUAGUGCCUGUACCGAAGAAGAACCGUCGUGUGUUCCCAGAAGAUGAAGGUCAUUAUACUAUUAAUCUACCUCAAGGCACUGCCACUAAAACAAAGAAAAUACUGGCACAACAGAGACAGCAAGCCGAGUUACAAAGAAUAAGGGCAGAGGAAGAAAAAAAGAGGGUCAGUAGUAAACAGAAUU
This is a messenger RNA of Ruditapes philippinarum (Manila clam), 628 nucleotides long. RefSeq lists its product as uncharacterized. Lineage: Eukaryota; Metazoa; Mollusca; Bivalvia; Venerida; Veneridae. Gene Ontology annotation, molecular function: protein binding. The record is from RefSeq and is a predicted model, not a curated record. Gene Ontology annotation, cellular component: nucleus.